Thalassophryne amazonica is the source of this 10309-nucleotide messenger RNA. It is a transcript of the gene flncb, whose product is annotated as filamin C, gamma b (actin binding protein 280). The record is from RefSeq and is a predicted model, not a curated record. The transcript has 49 exons. Gene Ontology annotation, molecular function: actin filament binding. The coding region runs from base 28 to 8313 and encodes 2761 amino acids. Lineage: Eukaryota; Metazoa; Chordata; Actinopteri; Batrachoidiformes; Batrachoididae. Gene Ontology annotation, biological process: actin cytoskeleton organization.
CGCCUUUUGGUGCGCGCGCUCGCCAAGAUGAGCGGCUUCGCGGAGCCGCUUCCGCCGCACGUGUACGCGCGCGCGGAGCAGCGGCAGGAGGAGGAGGAGAUGCCCGCCACCGAGAAGGACCUGGCCGAGGACGCCCCGUGGAAGAAGAUCCAGCAGAACACCUUCACCAGGUGGUGCAACGAGCACCUCAAGGGUCUCAACAAGCGGAUCGUGGACCUGCAGAGGGACCUGAGCGACGGCCUGAAGCUGAUCGGGCUCCUGGAGGUCCUGAGCCAGAAGAACAUGUACCGCAAGUACCACGGAAGACCCAACUUCAGACAGAUGAAGCUGGAGAACGUUUCGGUGGCGCUGGAGUUCCUGGAGCGAGAACACAUCAGGCUAGUGUCCAUUGACUCGAAAGCCAUUGUAGACGGGAACCUGAAGCUCAUCCUGGGCCUGAUCUGGACCCUGAUCCUCCAUUACUCCAUUUCCAUGCCCAUGUGGGAGGAUGAGGACGAUGAAGACGCUAAGAAGCUCACGCCCAAGCAGCGCCUGCUCGGCUGGAUCCAGAACAAGGUUCCUCAGCUUCCCAUCACCAACUUCCACAGAGACUGGAGGGACGGGAAGGCGCUGGGAGCGCUGGUGGACAACUGUGCUCCCGGUCUCUGUCCAGACUGGGAAAUGUGGGAUCCCAGUCAGCCGGUGGAUAACGCCAGAGAGGCCAUGCAGCAGGCUGACGAUUGGCUUGGUGUUCCCCAGGUCAUUGCCCCGGAGGAGAUCGUUGACCCCAACGUGGACGAGCACUCAGUGAUGACGUACCUGUCUCAGUUCCCCAAAGCAAAGCUGAAGCCCGGCGCCCCGCUGAGGGCCAAAACACUGCAUCCCAAAAGAGCCAAGGCCUACGGACUGGGGAUCGAGCCACGAGGGAACAUAGUUCUGAAGCCAGCUGAGUUCUUGGUGGAGACAGUUGAGGCCGGACUGGGCGAGGUUCUGGUUUUUGUGGAAGAUCCAGAAGGUCACACGGAGGAGGCUAGAGUCAUUGCCAACAACGACAAGAAGCGAUCGUACGCCGUCGUCUAUCUGCCCAAAGUCGAAGGCCUUCACAAAGUGAAGGUGCUGUUUGCGGGUCAGGACAUCGACCGAAGCCCCUUCCCGGUCAAUGUUUCCAAGGCAAUGGGCGACCCGAAUCGGGUUCACGCCCGUGGACCCGGACUGCAGCUUGGAGGAAAUGUGGCCAACAAGCCCACGUACUUUGACAUCUACACGGCUGGGGCCGGUGCUGGAGAUGUGGGCGUGAUCAUCGUGGAUUCUAACGGCCGCAGGGACACUGUGGAGAUCAUCCUGGAGAACAAAGGCGACAGCAUUUUCCGCUGCACUUAUGUUCCUGUCCUGGAGGGGGCGCACACUGUCUACGUGACCUUUGCAGGGCAGCAAAUUCCCAGAAGCCCUUUCACUGUCCACAUCUCUGAGGUUCCACAGAACGUCCCGCAUCCCGGCUCUCCAGUGCAGAAUGUACCUCAAUCCAUACACACCCCACCCUCAGACAAGCCAAAGAGAGCCCCCCCUCCAACACCGCCCAAACCCAGGCGACCAACUUGCAACCCCAAUGCCUGCAGAGCGUCGGGUCGAGGUUUGCAGCUGAAGGGCCUCCGGGUGAAGGAGGUGGCGGAUUUUAAAGUAUACACGAAAGGAGCUGGCAGUGGAAAACUCAGUGUCUCGGUGAAGGGACCAAAGGGCGUGGAUGAGCCAGUGAAGGUACAGGAGAUGGAGAAUGGAUUGUACGAGUGUUACUAUUACCCCAUCAUCGCAGGCAAAUACAUCGUCAGCAUCUCCUGGGGAGGACACAGCAUCCCCCGCAGCCCGUUUGAGGUGCUGGUGAGUGAGGAGGCGGGGCCUCAAAAGGUGCGAGCCUGGGGCCCAGGACUGGAGACCGGCAUGGUGGGAAAGAGUGCUGACUUUGUGGUGGAGGCCAUUGGCACGGAGGUGGGAACACUUGGUUUCUCCAUCGAGGGCCCUUCACAGGCAAAGAUUGAGUGUGACGAUAAAGGAGACGGGUCAUGUGAUGUGCGGUACUGGCCUACAGAACCCGGUGAUUACGCUGUGCACGUCAUAUGUGAUGACGAUGACAUCAAGGACAGCCCCUUCAUCGCACACAUCCUGUCUGCUGCCAGUGAUGUCUUCCCUGAAAAGGUCAAGUGUUACGGUCCAGGUCUUGAGCCGACGGGUUGCAUCGUCAACAAAGCUGCAGAAUUCACCAUCGAUACGUGCGGCGCUGGCAGAGGCGAGCUGAAGCUCUACGCUCAGGAUGCAGACGGCUUCCCCAUCGACAUUCAGAUCACAGAUAAUGGAAACAGCACCUACUUCUGUGUCUACAUUCCCACAAAAGCCAUCAAACACACCAUCAUCAUCACCUGGGGCGACGUCAACAUCCCCAACAGCCCCUUCAGGGUGAUUAUUGGAGAGGGCAGCCAUCCAGAGAACGUGAAGGUUUAUGGUCCAGGAGUGGAGAAGGCGGGACUUAAAGCCAAAGAGCCCACGUACUUCACUGUGGACUGCAGUGAGGCCGGACAGGGUGAUGUCAGCAUCGGGAUCAAGUGCGCUCCAGGUGUGGUUGGACCUGCCGAGGCCGACAUUGACUUUGAUAUCAUCAAAAAUGAUAACGAUACCUUCACAGUAAAAUACACGCCUCCGGGUCCCGGUCAGUACACCAUCAUGGUCCUGUUCGCUGACCAGGAAAUUCCCAUCAGCCCCUUCAGAAUAAAGGUGGAGCCUUCCCACGAUGCAGCUAAAGUCAGGGCAGAGGGACCCGGACUCAACAAAACUGGUGUGGAAGUGGGUAAACCGACUCACUUCACCAUCUACACCAAAGGAGCAGGAAAAGCCAAACCGGAGGUCCACUUCACCGCCGCAGCCAAAGGAGAGGCCGUCCGAGAUUUUGAGGUCAUCGAUAACCACGACUACUCCUACACCGUCCGCUACACCGCCGUCCAACAGGGAAGCGUGUCCAUCACUGUGUGCCACGGCGGAGAUGCCAUUCCCAAAAGUCCAUUCAGCAUCACCGUGGCCCCCCCACUGGACCUCAGCAAGGUCAAGGUCCACGGUCUGAACAACAAGGUGGAUGUUGGGAAGGAUCAGGAGUUCACUGUCGGCACCCGUGGCGCUGGAGGUCAAGGUAAAGUGGAUGUGAAGAUCAUGUCCCCGUCCCGCCGACCAAUCCCCUGCAAGCUGGAGUCUAGCACAGCUAAUGACAUGCACACGGUGAAGUACAUCCCCCCGGAGGAGGGGCCUUACAGAGUCGACAUUGACUACGAUGAAAACCCGAUCCCUAGCAGCCCGUUCACCGUGGAGGCCAUCAUGCCACCAGACCCAUCAAAGGUGCGUGCCUAUGGUCCAGGUCUUCAAGGCGGCCUGGUGGGUAAACCCGCCCCCUUUGCCAUCGACACAAAAGGAGCUGGGACCGGUGGUCUGGGUCUGACGGUGGAGGGGCCCUGCGAGGCCAAGAUUGAAUGUCAGGACAAUGGGGACGGAUCUUGUUCCGUGUCCUACCUGCCCACAGAGUCCGGAGAGUACUCCAUCAACAUCAUGUUCGCCGACCAGCACAUCCCCGGCUCGCCCUUUAAGGCCACAGUCCAGUCAGUCUUUGACCCCAGUAAGGUCACGGCCAGCGGUCCCGGCCUGGACCACGGAAAGGUCAGCGAGGCCAGCUCCUUCACGGUGGACUGCUCCAAAGCCGGAGAAGCUGACCUCACGAUUGAGAUCAUCUCAGACUCUGGAGCCAAAGCUGAAGUCCACAUCCAAAACAACGGCGACGGGACCUACUCCAUCACCUACAUCCCACCGUUUCCCGGCACCUACACCAUCACCAUCAAAUACGGGGGGCACGCUGUGCCCAAAUUCCCUGCUCGUGUACAGGUGGACGCGGCUGUCGAUACCAGUGGUGUGAAAGUCACCGGACCCGGAGUGGAACCCCGAGGUGUCUUGCGUGAGGUCGCGACAUACUUCACCGUAGACAGUCGCGCUCAGCAGAAGAGCAGCAGCGGCCACGUGAAGGCGCGUAUCGUCAGCCCGUCGGGCGCCAACAUGGACGCCUACAUCAGCAAUAAUGGAGACGGGACCUCCAGGGUGGAGUACACGCCCUUUGAGGACGGUUUACAUCUGGUUGACGUGUCAUACAAUGAGGUGUCGGUGCCAAAGAGCCCGUUUCGGGUGUUGGUGACCGAGGGUUGCGACCCCGGGCGGGUGCAAGCGUACGGUCCGGGUCUGGAGGAAGGACUCGUGAACAAACCGAACCGCUUCACCGUGGAGACCAGGGGUGCCGGUACCGGCGGUCUUGGUCUCGCUAUUGAGGGUCCAUCGGAGGCCAAGAUGUCAUGUAAGGACAACAAGGACGGCAGCUGCAGUGUGGAGUACAUCCCCUUCACUCCUGGAGAGUACGACGUCAACAUCACGUUCGGAGGCCUGCCCAUCCCAGCGAGUCCGUUCCGUGUUCCGGUCCGAGAGCUGGUGGAUCCCAGUAAAGUGAAGUGUUCUGGUCCUGGACUGGGAACCGGAGUCCGCGUCCACGUCCCACAGACCUUCACCGUCGACACGAGCAAGGCCGGAGUGGCGGCCCUGGAGGUCCUGCUGUACGGGCCUACAGGUGUGGCCGAGCCAGUCGGUGUAACAGACAACGCAGAUGGUACUCACACGGUGAACUACACGCCGGUCAGCGACGGGCCGUACACGGUGUGUGUGAAGUAUGCUGACCAGGAAGUCCCUCGCAGUCCUUUUAAGAUCAAGACCCUGCCGGCUCAUGAUGCCAGUAAGGUCCGGGCCAGCGGUCCAGGUCUAAAUGCGUCCGGCGUUCCAGCCAGCAUCCCCGUUGAGUUCACCAUCGACGCCCGGGACGCCGGUGAGGGACUCCUGACUGUUCAGAUCCUGGAUCCCGAAGGAAAACCCAAGAAGGCAAAUAUCCGGGACAACAGGGACGGGACGUACACGGUGUCCUAUGUUCCAGACUUGACGGGCCGCUACACCAUCACUAUCAAAUACGGAGGAGACGAGAUUCCCUACUCGCCAUACCGUAUUCACGCUGUCCCCACUGGAGACGCCAGCAAGUGUCUCGUCACAGUUUCGAUUGGAGGACAUGGACCAGGGUCCGGCCUCGGUCCCACCAUUCAGAUCGGGGAGGAGACCGUCAUUACUGUAGAUGCAAAGGCUGCUGGGAAAGGCAAAGUGACGUGCAAAGUCUCGAAUCCUGAAGGAGCAGAACUGGACGUGGACGUGGUGGAGAACGCAGAUGGAACCUUUGACAUCUAUUACACAGCUCCAGAACCCGGAAAGUAUGUCAUCACCAUCCGGUUUGGUGGAGAACAAAUUCCCAACAGCCCCUUCCACGUGGUGGCCGGCGAAACCGUCCCAAUAAUCCAGGAACCAUGUGACCAGCUUGAGUCCUCCAUCCCUUAUGUGGGCGUCGACCCUCAAUGGGCCACUGAUGGUCCCAUCAGCCCUGUGGAUGGAUUGGAGCUCCGCCCCUUCAGCCUGGUCAUUCCCUUCACUGUGCAGAAAGGCGAGAUCACAGGUGAAGUGCGAAUGCCGUCCGGUCAAACCGCGCAUCCUCACAUCACUGAUAACAAGGACGGCACGGUCACUGUGAAGUAUUCGCCAACAGAAAGAGGUCUACACGAGAUGGACAUUAAAUAUGAUGGCAGCCACAUCCCAGGAAGUCCACUGCAGUUCUACGUUGAUGCCAUUAACAGUGGUCAUGUGACGGCGUACGGUCCUGGUUUGAGUCACAGCAUCGUGAACAAAUCUGCCACCUUCACUGUUAUCACCAAAGAUGCUGGUGAAGGUGGCUUGUCUUUGGCUGUUGAGGGUCCGUCUAAAGCAGAGAUCAGCUGUAAGGACAACAAAGAUGGGACAUGCACCGUCUCCUACCUGCCCACCGCUCCUGGAGACUACAACAUCAUUGUUAAGUUUGACGACAAGCACAUCCCUGGCAGCCCGUUCACCGCAAAGAUCACUGGUGAUGACUUGUUGAGGAUGUCGCAGCUGAACGUUGGCACAGCAACAGAUGUUUCCUUGAAGAUCACUGAGACAGACCUGAGCAGUUUGACUGCGCGCAUCAGGACGCCGUCUGGCAGUGAGGAGCCGUGUGUGCUGAAGAGGCUUCCUAAUCACCACAUCGGUAUCUCCUUCACACCGAAGGAAGUUGGCGAGCAUGUGGUCAGUGUGAAGAAGAACAGCAAACACGUGACUAACAGCCCCUUCAAGAUCAUGGUGGGUCCAUCUGAGAUCGGAGAUGCCGGUAAGGUGAAGGUUUAUGGACAGGGGCUGGUGGAAGGGCGCACCUUCGAAGUGGCAGAGUUUAUCGUCAACACUUGCAAUGCAGGGUAUGGAGGUCUGGGUCUGUCCAUCGAGGGUCCCAGUAAAGUGGAUAUAAACUGUGAGGAUGUGGAGGACGGGACCUGUAAGGUCACGUACUGUCCCACGGAGCCUGGAAACUACAUCAUCAACAUCAAGUUUGCGGACCAGCAUGUUCCAGGAAGUCCGUUCACAGUGAAGGUCUUUGGCGAGGGUCGGAUGAAGGAGAGCAUCACUAGGAAGCGACAGGCUCCUUCUAUCGCAACCGUGGGCAGCGCCUGUGACCUGAACCUGAAAAUCCCAGGAAACUGGUUUCAGAUGGUUUCAGAUCAGGAGCGCCUGACGCACACGUUCACGCGCAGCAGUCACACGUACACGAGGACGGAGCGGACCGAGAUCAGCAAGACCCGUGGCGGGGAAACCAAGAGGGAGGUGCGGGUGGAGGAGAGCACGCAGGUGGGAGGAGACCCCUUCAGGGACGUGUUCGGGGAUUUUCUGGGCAGAGAGAGUCUGAGCGGAUUCAACAGACAGCCGGUGCAGGACGGCGAGGCAGGGAACCAGGAGAUGAUGGCUCAGGUGACGAGUCCUGGCGGGAAGACCGAGGAGGCGGAGAUCAUUAAAGGCGAGGACAGCGCCUACAGCGUGCGCUUCAUCCCUCAGGAGAUGGGUGCGCACACGGUCAAUGUCAAAUACCGCGGCCAGCACGUCCCCGGGAGCCCCUUCCAGUUCACCGUAGGGCCACUGGGAGAGGGCGGGGCCCACAAGGUCCGGGCAGGAGGCACGGGGCUGGACCGGGGACUGGCAGGAAUUCCAGCUGAGUUCAGUAUCUGGACCCGGGAGGCCGGAGCCGGAGGCCUGUCCAUCGCUGUGGAAGGACCCAGCAAGGCCGAAAUCACCUUUGAAGACCGGAAGGACGGAUCCUGUGGCGUGUCCUAUGUUGUUCAAGAACCCGGUGACUAUGAAGUUUCCAUUAAAUUCAACGAUGAACACAUCCCAGACUCGCCCUUCAUCGUGCCCAUCGCCACGCUGUCUGCUGACGCUCGCCGCCUCACCAUCACCAGCCUGCAGGACAUGGGUCUGAAGGUUGGCCAGGAAGCCUCGUUUGCUGUGCAGUUGAACGGAGCCAGAGGCCUGAUCGAUGCUAAGAUCCACAGUCCGUCUGGAGCCAGCGAGGACUGCCACAUCACUGAGCUGGACAGCGAACAGCAUGCCAUCAGGUUCAUCCCCAGAGAAAACGGAGUUCAUUCCAUUGACGUUCGUUUCAAUGGAAGUCACGUUCCCGGCAGCCCCUUCAGGAUCCGAGUGGGAGACCCGGGACAGGCUGGAGAUCCUGGCCUGGUGUCCGCUUUUGGACCGGGUCUGGAGGGUGGAUCCACAGGCGAGGCCUCAGAGUUUCUGGUGAACACAUGUAACGCCGGUGCAGGAGCACUGUCGGUGACAAUCGAUGGGCCGUCCAAGGUGAAGAUGGACUGUCAGGAGUGUCCAGAUGGAUACAAAGUGUCCUACACGCCCAUGGCUCCGGGAAGCUAUCUGAUCUCCAUCAGAUACGGGGGACCCCAGCACAUCGUAGGCAGUCCCUUCAAGGCCAAAAUCUCAGGACCUCGUCUGGCUGGUGGACACAAUCUACAUGAGACGUCCUCCGUCCUCGUUGAAACGGUCACCAAGUCAUCAGCGAUGGGUGGAGUCUUUGCCACUUUACCCAAAUUCUCGUCAGACGCCAGUAAGGUGGUGUCCAGGGGCGUCGGCCUGUCCAAAGCCUUCGUGGGGCACAAAAAUGCUUUUACAGUCGACUGCAGCAAAGCAGGCACCAACAUGCUGAUGGUUGGCGUGCACGGGCCCAAGACGCCGUGUGAGGAGGUUUACGUCAAACACACGGGCAACAGGAUGUACAACGUGACGUACACAGUCAAAGAGCAGGGCGCCUACAUCCUGAUCGUUAAGUGGGGGGAUGAGAACAUCCCGGGUAGCCCCUUCCACGUCACCGUGCCCUGAAUGAGCUUCAGUGUGCACGAGACAUGGCGUGCACAAGGCUUCAGUUGUCUGCUCCCAUCAGGUUUAUCAGCUUCAGUUUCUCUUUGCUGUGCAAAAUGAAACCAUGGAGCAGUUAGCAGUUAGCCAUUAGUGCAAAAUUACUUCAUGAAUUUUAAUUAUAAAAAAAAAAAUUCUAGCAUGUUAUGAAACAAGAUGUUUAAAUAAAAAAAAUGAUGCUGUUGUUUAUUUGGAGGUUGCUUUUUUGUAAAACUAUAAUGAAUUAAUUUGUCAGGGCCACAGUAUAUGAUGAUGUCAUAAAGCACAAAGUGGGGUUGCUCCAGUUGUCUACUGAGCUGUUUAGUGUCCAGGUGUGUUAUUCCCUCUUUUUUUUUUUUUUUUUGAUGAAUAAGUCAGCAAAGUAAAACUGGGUUUAUUUUAAAUGUUCCAUAUUUCUUGUAGUUAAAAAAUUGUAAAGAGGAACAGAGUGAGGGAAACCACCAAGAGACUUCUGACAAGUGUGGAGUUACAAGCUUUAGUGGCUGUGAUGUUUGGAACACAGUAAAACUUUAGUUAAAAAAAAAAAUACAUGAAAUCUCAGCUUGAAUUUGCCAGAGACUCGAGCCUAGGUUUAACAUCUUUUUAGUUUUGUUUUUGGUCUUUUUUUAAUUUUUUUGUCAUAUGCACUAAAACUGUCUUUGUCCAAAUAUGUGUUUUCUGGGUUUUGCAAGAAGUGCAGAUUAAAAAUAUUUUAUGAAAGCAGAACAAAAAGAACAUAUUUCAUCUCACUGAGAAGCUGUGCUGUGACUUUUUAUUUGUUUUCUUUGACAGAAAAUUGUCUUAUUGUUCAGUGAGCUUCAUCUGAUCACUUUUCUGGAUUUUCUGUUCACCUGUAGACAGAGCUUAAGAGCUCUUCAGAAAAUAAGUCAUUAUUACCAACACACUUUUCAGGGACUUAAUUUUAAAAAUUAGGACAAAAAUUAUCAGAAUAAUAUGUCAAAACCAUUGUCUUGAAUUUGUGAGCAAAAUAAAGGAGAAAUAAAUCACAAGGAUUAGCAGCUGUUGAUAUUUUCCUAUUUUAGCAAAAGACUUUUACGCAAGUUUAAAUUUCAGCACAGUUCACCUUGAAUUAACUUGAGAAAAAAAACUGUGAUGUCUGAAGAAAUGACAAGAAACAAAAAAAUAGGAAGCGAUCAUAUCAGCCAGCUAAAUCCAUAAAUGGAUUUUCCAAAAUGCUAAUGUAACGCAGUGAUCAAAUUAGCUAGCUAUGUCCACGAAUGCAGUUUCCAAAAUUAUGUUUACACCAAUCAUAACUAUCAUAUUAAUUAGCUUAGUCCAUGAAGGGAUUUUGCAAAAUGAUGUUAGCAUACCGUAGCAAUCAUAUUAGCUAGCUAAGUCCAGGAAUAGAUUUUCCAAAAUGAUGCUGACAUCCAACGUAACAUUUGUAUUAACUGUCUUAGUCUGUGAAUGGAUUUUCCAAAAUUAUGUUAAUGUAAUGUAGUGAUCAUAUUAGCUAGCUAACCUCACAAUUGGAUUUUCCAAAAUUACGUUAAUGCAAUGUAGUGAUUAUGUUGGCUAGUUAACCUCAUAAAUGGAUUUUCCAAAAUUACGUUAAUAUAACAUAAUGAUCAUAUUUGCUAGCUAACUUCACGAAUGGAUUUUCCAAUAUUACAUUGUCUAACGUAACAUUUUGUGUAUGACGAUUAGCUGCUGCUGACAUCAGCGACUCUUAAGUACAAAAGUUGUGAAAAUAAGCUCCAUGUUUGUCUCAAAUGUGACCGGCACGUUUACAAAAACAAUCUGCUCACUUUAAACUUUUAAAUACUUUUUUGCUCACACAUAAAAUGGGAUAGUUUUUGAAACUGAUUUUGUAACCUUUUUGUUGAGUCUCCGUCAUCACAGAUGUGCUGAUUUUUUUUUUUUUACACAAGAAGAAUGUGCAGUGAUCUAUAUUAUCAGAGUGAUGUUUUAUAGUGAUUUUCUAUCAGAAAUGUGAAUGAAAUAAAGCGUUUGAUAUGUU